This is a messenger RNA of Pogona vitticeps (central bearded dragon), 5012 nucleotides long. The record is from RefSeq and is a predicted model, not a curated record. Lineage: Eukaryota; Metazoa; Chordata; Lepidosauria; Squamata; Agamidae.
CCCGAGAGUCUAUCUCAAACGUGGGGCUAGACCAUUUUGCCGCCUUAAUAAGGGGGGGAGAGAAGAGGUUAAAAAACUAGGGCCUAACCCCGGUGUUGAAUAAGUUGCAACCGGCGGAGGAUCGUUCCCUUUGCUUGGAAAGAACCCGGGAGUCGUGUGAACGCGGCUUCUUUUGCCUGGUGCAAGGAGAAAAGAGGCAUUCGGGAGAACCCAGCGAGUCUCCGGGCUUUUGGCGUGUUGGAAAGAGGCCGGAACGGGCGAGAGGAAUUUCCUUCUUGCUUCCCUCUGAGGGUUAUAUCCAGAGAGUCCCAAUUCUUAGAGAAGUCUCUAGGAGAUGAGGAUGUGAGUGGGAGAAGCCCCAGAGAGGUUUCGGCCAAAUCGACACCCUUCUCAUCGUUCUGGGGCGCUCCCCCUUGGAAGGGUUUCACCCAGGAGUCCGUGGGCUGCCCGUAAGACCGCCAACCCGAAGAAAGAUGGUAUUUGAGUGUUGGUCAGGCUGAGCCCAGCUUCUUCGCUUGCACCCUCUUAAGUGGAUAAAGCCCCAGGACGUAACGCUGGAGGGACCCAGGGAAGAAUCCUGCCAUACACAUGGCAAGUAGCUGCUCGGUACCCAACUGCAAGAACCGGCGCUGGCGAGGCAGUCGCGUCACCUUUCACAGGUUUCCCCUCACAAAGGAAGACCAGUUAAAGAAAUGGCUCGCAAACAUCGGGAGGCCGAACUUCACUCCAUCGUACAAUGACGUCGUAUGCUCGGAGCAUUUCAGAAAAAUAGAUUUUUGGGGGAAUGUGGCCUCCGGGAGAAGGGAUCUAAAGCCCAGAGCGGUCCCCACCAUUUUUAGGAUGUCCGGCCGACCGAAACGGGGUGCUAAAAAGGGAAAUGCUAAAAAAAGACAGAGCCUCGUCAGGCAUAAGACGCCGGAUCCCAAACCAAGCAGCCCCCCGGAGAUCAGAAGCAGUGACAUGGAAGCGCCUUCUUCCACGAGCGACAUCAUAACCCUGGAACAUUCUUAUUCCACUUCCACCAUCCCAGCUUCUGCCCUGGACCUCCGAGUAACUUCUGUGCAGGACCAGAGCGCCAUAGUCACAGAGUCAAGGAAAAGCCUUCGUCUGUUUCUGGCUAGGGCCCAGCGAGAAAAUGCGCAAGGAAGAAAACACGACGACCCCGAGGAAGACACAAACAGCUCUGAGGUUCAGCGUCAGCAUUUCCGGGAAUUUCGCUACCAGGAGGUCGAAGGGCCCCACGAGGUCUGCAGCCGACUCUGGGACCUUUGUCAGCAGUGGCUCAGGCCGGGCAAGCACACCAAGAUGCAGAUGCUGGAGCUGGUGAUCCUGGAGCAGUUUCUGGCCAUCCUGCCCCAGGAGAUGCAGGGCUACGUCAAGGAAGGGGGGCCGGCAACCUGUGAGGAUGCCGUGGCCCUGGCAGAAGAUUUCCUAAAGAGACAGCGGAUGGAAGAGGAAGCCGUGGUUGAUUAUUCCACCGACAGAGUGAAAGCCUCAAACAUGAGGAUCUCUGAGAAAAUGGAUGGAAAUGCCACCCCAGUGGAAGAUGGGGCCGUGAAAGAGGGCCAGACGGUAGAGGCUCAAAAGGAAAGUCGCGUGUUGUUGGAAGAAGCAGUGUCUCUGGAAAGCAUCUCCUCUGUGGUCGAGGUUGCUGAAACAGAGAAUGACCAGAUACAGAAGGACAGAGACGAAAACGGUCAGCUGGAAAGACCUGAGGAGGUAGAUGUUGGUGGAAUGUCCCUGGAAGAGGCUGAAGCUGAUGGUUCCCAAAAUCUGAACCUUACUCUCCCUGAAGGAUCGCCCGUCGAAGAGAAGCCCUAUGGGUGCUCGAAAUGUGGGGAGAGCUUCAGUGAUAAAUCGCUCCUUCUCGAACACAGGCGGUCUCACCCGGGAGACAAGCGAUACGAAUGCACGAAAUGUGAGAAAAAGUUCAACAAGAAAGAACGGCUUACAGAGCAUGAGAAAACUCACACGGGAGACAAGCCUCAUCAGUGUCCUGACUGUGGAAAAAGCUUCACCCAUGAGAUGUCCCUUGUGACUCACCGGAGGAUACACACUGGCGAGAAACCCUAUAAAUGCCUUGAGUGUGGGAAAAGCUACCCAUGGAAAACAUCCUUGGCUAUCCACCAGAAGAUCCACGCAGGAGAGACUUACUCCUGCCCUUUGUGUGAGAAAACCUUCAACCAAAAAUCCUUACUUAGGAUACACAAGAGAAUCCACACAGCUGAGAAGCUGUACAAGUGCUCGGAUUGUGACCAGAGCUUUACUCUUGAGAAGUAUCUGAAUGCGCACAGGGUGAGGGCUCACACCCGAGAGAGGCCCUAUGCUUGCUCGCAGUGCAGCAAAACGUUCAUUUUCAAAUAUUCCCUCGUGGAGCACGAGAGGAUGCACACCGACGAGCGGCCGUACGAGUGCCCAGAAUGCGGCAAGCGCUACAAUGGGAAAGCGGCGCUCGUUGUCCACCAAAACACCCACGGGGGAAAGAAGUCGUUCCUGUGCCCUGAAUGUGGCAAGAGUUUCAAAACAAAAUGUGCCUUGACCGGUCAUGAAAAGCGCCAUCGGGGAGAGAAGCCCCACAAAUGCUCCCACUGCGACAAAAGCUUCUAUUGGAAACAUCGCCUGGCUUUGCAUGAGAGGAUCCAUACGGGGGAGAGGCCUUACCAGUGCCCGGAGUGUGGGAAAAGCUUCCGGUACAGGAACAACCUGACCAAGCACAAGAAAAGUGCUCACGAAACAGCCGUCAUUGCUCGAGAGAGGAUCUAUCAGUGCUCAAUCUGUGGCAAAAGCUUCCGGUGGAGACGAAGCUUUUUGUUGCACGAAAGAGCCCACAAAGGAGAAAAACCCUAUCAAUGCCCUGAAUGCGGGAAAAGCUUCAUGAGCCGAGUGUCGCUUGUGGUCCAUAAGAGGCUCCACACGGGAGAGAGGCCCUUCCAGUGCCCGGAGUGCGGGAAGAGCUUCAUUAAAAAACAGGCCCUGAGUAAACACAAGAUCGUGCACACGGGGGAGAGGAGGUACUUGUGUACCGUGUGCGGGAGGAGAUUUGCGAAUAAAGGCAACCUGAUGAGGCACACGAAGAUCCACACCGGGGAGAAGCCGUACUCCUGUCCCAUCUGUGGGAAAAGUUUCAUUCAGAAAGUGUGUCUGGUUGCUCAUGAGCCCACGCACAGCAAAGAGAAGCCGUACGUCUGCCCCGAGUGCGGGAAGCGGUUCAAACGGAACGGCGGCUACCUUUUGCACCUGAGGAUGCACCGAGGAGAGAAGCCCAGGGAGUCCCCCAAGAAAAGUCUAAAUGGGGGAGAUCCCCUGGGUGCAGACCAAAGGGCCCCAGCCAAAGAGAGAUCUCACCUGUGCAUGGUCUGCGGCAAAACCUUCCACUCCAAAUGUCACCUCAUCAUGCACCAGAGGACUCACACGGGAGAAAAACCGUACCGUUGCACCGAGUGCGGGAAAUGCUUCAGCCAGCAGUCGUCCCUCAACACGCACCAGAGAGUACAUACAGGAGAGAAGCCCUCUUUAUGUAUGGUGUGCGGGAAAAGCUUCCACAAUAAGAGCAACCUGGCCAGGCACCAGAGGAUCCACACGGGGGAAAAGCCCUUCACCUGCCCCGAGUGCGGGAAAAGCUUCAACCAGAAGGCCUCCUUGGAAGCCCACAAGGCCACCCACAGCAAGGAGAACCCGUACACUUGCUCUGAUUGUGGGAAAACCUUCAAACUGAAGGUGUCCCUUCUCAUCCACCAGAGGACUCACACGGGGGAGAAGCCCUACGAGUGCUCGCAGUGCGAGAAAAAAUUCAUUAGGCGGUCCCAGCUCCGGCGACAUGAACGGACCCAUGCAGAUAUUCAAACAACCGAGACCACCCAGAUCAUUUUGCCAGUUUCCGACUUUGUUACGGAAGAAGUGGAAGUUACUGAGCUUUCUGUGGAAACAAUUAGCGCAACUGUGGUCAACGUAGAUGGCGAGUUAUUUCUUCUACAAACAUCUGCGUAGAUCCAGAGCAUCUGCACUGGGGAGUUAAGUUUGGGUGCCCUGAUGGUGAUAAUUUGUCAGCCUGAGAAUGAAGGCUCUUCAGAUUAUUCAUUUUAUUUGUUUCUGUAUAAUAUUCUUGGUAUAUACCAAUGUACAGCAAAGCACACUUUGUGAGCAGUGUAUGUUUCAUUUCUUUGUUUCAGAACUGGUAAACAAAUCCUUACAGAUGAUAGAUAAGCGUAUCGAUCAGCCUGUCCCCGUCAGAUGUUGACCAGAACAUCUGAUGGAUACUAAAUUAAGGAAGGCUGGUCUAGAUCAAUGCCAGAGAGAUUAGGGAGAAAUAUAAGUUCUUCAUCAUUAAAAUAAAUUUUGGCUGCCUGAAGUUGGACAGAACUUUGAAAAUGCUUUGGAAAGCAUUUCCUGUCAUCCCCUUACAAGCACAAGAGUGUUCUGGGAGAUAUUGCUAAAAAUCACCAAAAGGUGAUUUUCUAAGCUCUAAUUUUAUCCACAAUGAUCUUUCCACAAUAACCUUUCUUCUGGAGAGGGCAGCUGUGAGGAUAAAAGUCUGGGAUUGAGGAAGCGGUAUUCUGAGCUCCUGAAAAGAGCAAAAUAUUAAGUGUACUAUAUACAUAACUUGCCUUCUGUGUAGAAAAUGCCAGCCCUGAGAUGUCUCCUACAAAUAAGACUUUGGAACUUAUUGCAAUCGACUGUGCCGUGUUUUCGUAAAGGCUCUAGUAAAACAUCUUCCUUAUCCUGAAUGCGGACAGUCCCACUGAGAUAAUUCACGCAUUUAUUGCAGCUUUAUAGAUUCUCCAGGAACCAACUAAUGAAUUUAGACAAAGCUAAUACCAGGCCUGCCACCCACACAUUUUUUUCUGAUUUGAAUGAAUGCCUAAGCUCCAGUUUGAUGGAUUCUCCUCCCCCCCCGUUAGAUUUGCUUUGUGUUCAUGUUCUUUAACCCUAAAAGCUGUUCAGAGGCUUCGAAUUAUUUUUGUAUAUCGGUAAGAAACUAUUUUGGAUUUAUUAAAUAAAGUUACGCUAUCUGG